This is a messenger RNA of Salvia hispanica, 741 nucleotides long. Lineage: Eukaryota; Viridiplantae; Streptophyta; Magnoliopsida; Lamiales; Lamiaceae. The record is from RefSeq and is a predicted model, not a curated record.
AUGCGGCGAGACGACGGCAACGAGUGCCUGAAGAAUUUCUGUCAGGGCGUGCGAGAGAUAUUUGGGGAGCACUACCUUCACUCGCCGGACGCAGCUGACUGCCAGUUCCUACUGGAUUGGCACUGGAGGACCCACGGCUUUCCGGGGAUGCUCGGCAGCAUCGACUGUAUGCACUGGCAGUGGAAGAACUGCCCAACCGCGUGGCGAGGCCAGUUCACUACCGGCUACAAAGGCCCCUCCAUCGAAUUCACGGCCAAUGGCAAUGUGCAUAACAUGGGGUACUACCUGGCUGACGGCAUCUAUCCGCAAUGGCCCGUGUUUCUGAAGACGAUCAGAUGCCCACUCGGAGAUAGAAGAAGGUAUUUUGCCCGAGCGCAAGAGUCUGCGCGCAAGGAUGUGGAGAGGGCAUUUGGGGUGCUCCAAUCGCGAUUUGCACUGGUAAAGGGCCCGACGCGCUUUUUCUACCAGGGGGAUAUUGCCGAUAUCAUGUAUGCGUGCAUCAUCAUGCAUAACAUGAUCAUCGAAGAUGAACACGAAGGCGUCCUCGACGUCACCAACGACCCAAGUGUUGCAUCAUCGAGUCACGGUGUCUCAACCGAGUCCGCCCGCCAGGGUGUACCGCACAACGAACAUGAACGGUUCCAGGCGUUCAUGGACAUACACCAGAAGGAGGCCCAUCAAGCACUACAACACGAUAUCAUCGAAGAAUUGUGGCAAGAUACAGAGCUAGUCAUUCCAUAG